Loxodonta africana (African savanna elephant) is the source of this 19459-nucleotide messenger RNA. RefSeq names its product C-C chemokine receptor-like 2. The record is from RefSeq and is a predicted model, not a curated record. Gene Ontology annotation, cellular component: external side of plasma membrane; membrane. Bases 280 to 1320 code for a protein of 346 amino acids. NCBI's taxonomy places the organism in Eukaryota, Metazoa, Chordata, Mammalia, Proboscidea, Elephantidae. Gene Ontology annotation, molecular function: C-C chemokine binding; C-C chemokine receptor activity. The transcript is spliced from 2 exons. Gene Ontology annotation, biological process: positive regulation of cytosolic calcium ion concentration; calcium-mediated signaling; cell chemotaxis.
CUGGAGGUCCGUCUGGUGGAGCUUUCAAGUCUCCUUGUUUCAGUUGGGCUCUGAGAGCUGCCGGCUGCUGGCUGCUCAGUUUAUUUCCUUGCCCCUGUGGGUCAGGGUCAGUCUGUCCAGAAGAGAGCUGCACUUUUCGACCAUCCGAGGCCGUUCCCACAGCUCCGUGGAUGGUGGCUCUGGAGACCGUGCACUCCCUGCCAGGAACUCAGCCAAGUGGGCAAUACAGCUGUGUGGAGGGAAAAAUAACCUCUCGUGUAUCCGCGGGGCAGCCUGAGGAUGGCUGGUUACACGGCAGCCCCGGACGAAGACUAUGAUGUUCUCAUCGAGGGUGAUCUGAAUGGCAGCGACACAGAACCAUGUGACAAAUACGAUGCCAGGGUUCUCUCGGCUCAGCUGCUGCCAAAUCUGUACUCCAUCGUGUUCGUGGUCUGUCUUCUGGGCAACCUCUUGGUUGUGCUUAUCCUGGCAAAAUAUAAAGGACUCAGACACGUGAAGAAUAUUUAUUUCCUAAACUUGGCCUUUUCCAAUUUGUUGUUCUCCCUUACCCUGCCAUUCUGGGCUUACACUGCGUCUGCUGGGGGGAGCCUCGGAGACACCAUGCAUACAAUUCUCAUCGGUGUCAGCGCCGUAGGUUUGUACAGUGAGGUGUGUUUCAAUGUGCUUCUGACAGUGCACAGGUACCUGGUGCAAAGUCCUUCGCCGACACCCUGUACAGCGUCCUGCGGCAUCCUUACCAGUAUCUUAGUGUGGACAGUGGCCGUUCUGAUCAGUUUGCCUGAGUGCAUGGCUUACACACUUCAGAUGGAAGGGCAGGAAAACAAGUACUCAUUUAGCAUACCUCAUUUUCUGCCAGCUGCUGAGAAAUCCUGGAAGCAUUUUCUGACCUUAAAGAUGAACAUUUUGGGACUUUUGUUUCCACUGUUUAUUUUUAUAUUUUGCUAUGUGCGAAUGAGACGAAGACUAACGUGCAGGGACAACGAGAAUGGCCUUUUCAAGCUUGUUUUUGCCAUCAUGGCUGUCUUCCUUCUGAUGUGGGCACCCUACAAUGUUGUACUUUUCCUGUCUACUUUCAAACAAGACUUCUCCCUGGAUGACUGCAAGAGCACCUAUGGCCUGGACCAGGGCAUUCAGAUAACGGAAAUUGUUGCCGCCACCCACUGCUUCGUCAACCCUCUUCUCCACAUGUUUUUUGACCAGGACUUUCGGAGACACCUGGGCCAUCUGCUCCACCUGAGUAAUAACACAUCACCGCAACCCGGGAAGGAAUCUGGCCGAGACGCAUUACGGGAACAACCCGAGUCUUCCACUCAAGUAUGAACCAGCUUCCAUUAAAGGCAUGAAAAAUAACAUUGACUUUUGUUCCAUUGCAUUGCUUCGUGUAAUUUCUACACGUUUGUACGUAAAAUAAGAUACAGGGAGAAAGCGAGGGAGGGGGCCAAACACUGACUGAGCAUUAAUUUUGUCUCAGGCACCGUGCUAGGCUCUUUGUAAAUGUGAGCUCCUUCACGCCUCACUACUUGUCCAUGGCGUGGCUGGAAUUAUCCUUCUUUCUCUGAGAUGGAAACUGAAGCUCAGACAUUUGACUAAGAUCACACAGCUAGCAAGUGACAGCGCUGGGAAGCAAACCCAGCUUGUCACUGGCUCCAGAGCCUACGCUUCGUUCAGUGCUCCAGGCUGCCAAAAAUUGAGCAACAAAACAUGGGAAAUAGACAGUUUUAAUCCCAGCCUGAGCACAUUCCAAAUUAGAAGCAACCCAUUCGUAUAGACGUGAUUUUUUUAUUGUGGUAAAUAUAUAUGUAACAAAUCGUUUGCCGUUUCAACAUUCUUCAGGUGCACAAUUCAGUGACAUUAGUUAUGUUGAGCAUCUUGUCCAUACAUUACCAACCACUAGUAAUCAGAAGAGCUGGCUAGCUGGAGGCUAUGGGAAAAGGAGCGGUGAGGUGACUUCUUUUCAGAAGAUCUCUGAAUUCUCUUGGCUACUUGCCACACCUCCAAAAUCCCCAGAUACCCCCAACCUGUGAGUCUCCCAGAGUUUCUAGUAUUUCUUUUAGUAUCUCCUCCUGCUUGACAUGAAGACCAUGGAAUUUUAGGAAAUUUAACAAUAAUAAAUGUAAAAUUGUGUUUAAAACCCAUUGCUGUCGAGUUGAUUCCAAAUCAUAGCAACUCUCUAGGACGAGGUAGACCUGCCCAUAAGGUCUCCAAGGCUGUAAUCUUUAUGGAAGCAGACUGCCACAUCUUUCUCUCAUGGAGUGACUGGUGGGUUCCAACCACUGACCUUUUCAGUUAGCAGCCGAGGGCUUAACCACUGCACCAUCAGAGCUCCUUCAGAAUGUGUUUAGGAGAUGUUUGACACAAUGUGUACUUUGUCCUUUUUAAUGCAGCAUGCACCUCAGGCCUCACCAGCCUGUGCCUACCAAAUGAUGUCCCACCUCCCUUCUAUAGGUGAAUCACUAGGACAGAGGUGCCCACCUGCCACAUCAGCAGGUGGCAGGAUUUGCCUCCAUUGGUACCACCUAGAUCUGUAAGGGUGGUUCAUCUUUGAUCCUAAAACAGCCCUCCUACCUCUGCCUUUCAGAGCCAAACAGCACACCACCUGGUCUGUUGAUAAACUUGUCCCUGAUCCCUGAGGUCUGGGUGCCACCCCUGCUUUGCUGCACAUAGGAUGGUCAUUGCUCUUGGCUGAGUCCUGCAGAUACAGAGCUUGGCUGACUACCAUCUCCUGGUGGCCCAGCAACUCAUUUGUAUGGAAGAGAACUUAGCAUUGGUGCUUGCUAAAGGCUUUACCUGGUCACUUACCCCUGCUCUGCUCCAGGUCACCAGUCCACACUGCCCCUCCCAGUAUCAAACAUGUUUUCAUGACACGGAACCUUAGAGAAAAUUAGUGGGCUCUACGCUCGUUCACGGAAACCCUGGUGGCAUAGUGGUUAAGUGCUAUGGCUGCUAACCCAAGGGUCAGCAGUUCGAAUCCACCAGGCGCUCCUUGGAAACUCUAUGGGGCAAUUCUACUCUGUCCUAUAGGGUCGCUAUGAGUCGGAAUCGACUCGACAGCACUGGGUUUGGUUUGGUUUGGUUUGAAGCCCUUUCACAGCAGGCCUCUUCCUUCCUAUCUAAAGUUUAGGGGUGCAAAUAGAUACACAGGGGCUUCUAACCCAGCUGCCAACCACAUUGAAAGCCCAAGUCCUUGCCAAACCAAAAAGCCUUUUUACUUUCUUUCUCAAGGACAGUGGAUGGAAAUUAAAUUGAUGAAAUGAGGUGGAAAAAAUCUUAUUUUUCUUAACAUCAGAUUUCUCCAUGUACCACCCCAUAACUGAGGAUCCCCAAUUGUUGUAGAUGAACUACUUGAAGAGCCCCUUCUUAGGGGAGUAGGUGAGACUCUCAAGGAGCACGCUUUGGUAACAAUAGAUGGCUCCAAGCGACAUCCUAUAAUGGUGGGUCUCAAACACAGGCACACAUCACAGUCCCUGUGUUGAAAAACAAUUCUAGCCCCCAGCACAGAGUUUUUGAUUCAGUAGGUCUAGCUUGGGACCAGAGAAUUCGCGUUGCUAACAAGUUCCCAGGGAGUGCUGUCUUAGUCUGGGUUCUCUAAAGAAGCAAAACCAGUACAGCAUAUUUAGAGAGAGAGAGAGAGAGAUUUAUCUCACGGAAAUGGCUCAUGUGAUUGUAGAGACUGGCAAGUCCCAAGUCAGUGGGUCAGGUCAGAUGUCAGGCUGGAGGCUUCUCCUGAUUUACAUACUGGCAGGGACUGACAAGUCCAAGGAUGGCAGGUAAGAUGGUGGGCCACUAGCUCACAGCCUUCAGAGGCUGAUGAAUCCCAAGAUCGGCAGGCAAUAUGUUGGCAACUGGCUCAAGUCCCAAGGACAGAAGUCAGAUGAUUAUGAGCUGGGUGCAGGAUCCAGAGCAAACAAGCUUUGCCAGAAAAUCUGUAUAUGUAUUGGAUGCAGGACACACCCCCGAGGAAAUUCCCUUUUCAACUGACUGGCUGCUUGCAUCAGAUCACAAAAUGGGGGAUGACUACAUCACUACAUAACUGCCAAACCACAACAUAACUGCCAAACCACUGAGAAUCAUGGCCCAACCAAGUUGACACACAACCUUAACCAUCACAGAUGCAGGUACUACUGGCCUCAGGGUCACGCUUUGAGAACCACUGUUGUAAGAAGAAGGAACUCAGCUGACAAAGGGGUUUUGUUUUGUGCUGACCACAGUAUGGAGUUUAGAAACGGAGCUGACUUGCUCAGGAAGAUAGAGGGCGUUGGGGAGAUGGGGGGUGAGGGGUGUGUGGUUGAGGGAGGAAAGAGGACACCUGAGGCAGCUGACAAAUGGAGAUGAAUUUAAGGGAGUAACAGAUUGACUUGUGCCAGUGAGUUAAGUUUUGCUGAGCCUCUGACUUAAAACCUUUUCUCUGACACCCUGUGUUACUCAUUGAGGCCUUGUGGCUAGAUUUUCCCUUUUGAGUGAUGCUCAACGAGUUUCGGUGGUGCAGUGGUUAAGUGCUCAGCUCCUAACCAAAAGGUCAGUGGUUCAAACCUACUAGUCACUCCGUAGGAGAAAGAUGUGGCAGUCUGUUUCUAUAAAAAUUAAGCCUUGGAAACCCUAUGGGGCAGUUCUACUCUGUCCUAUGGGAUCACUAUGAGUUGGAAUUGACUCAACGGGCAAUAAGUUUUUAAUAGAGCUUCGAUCUGAGCUCAAGGUGAGUUGGAGUGCACACAGAGGUAACAGGUAUGAACAGAAGCAGUCACACACAGCUUUUUCCUAGAACGAAGGAUCCUUCAUCCCAAAGGUGAGUGUUAGUCACCACCCUAAAAGACAGAAACUGAGGGUGACAUAUUAAAUAGCAGGGUUUUUAGCUUCAAAGGGGAUGUGGAGCAACUGGAACACUCAUACACUGCUGUGGGAAUGUAAAAUGGUACAGUUGCUUUGGAAAAGUCUGGCAGUUUCUUUAAAAGUUAAACAUAUGCCUACCAGUCAUUCUGCUCUUAGGUAUUUACCCAAGAGAAGUGAACGUGUAUGUCCAUACAAAGACUUGUACGUGGAUGUUCAUACCUGUUUUAUUUCUAACAGCCCCAAACAAACCAAAUGCCCCUCAACAGACAAAUGGUUAAACAAAUCGUGGCAUGUCUAUAUAGUGACAUGUUGUUAUUGUUAGCUGCCAUUGAGUUGGCUCUCAACUCAGGAUAACCCUGUACACAAUGGAACAAAAUUCUGCCCGGUCCUCUGCUAUCCCCAUGAUUCAUUGUGGAUCAGAUCCUUGUGAUCCAUUGGGUUAUCACUGGCUGAUGUUCAGAAGUAAAUCACCCAAUCUUUCUUCCUAGUCUGUCUUACUCUGAAAGGUCUGCUGAUACUACUCCACAAGAAGAAGUGACAAACUUUUUUUUUUUAUUAUUUGCUUUGUUGUUGUUUUUCAGAAAAUACACAGCAAAGCAUAUACCAAUUGAACAGUUUCUACACGUACAAUUCAGUAACCCUGAUUACAUUCUUCGAGUUAUGCAACCAUUCUCACCCUCCUUUACUGAGUUGUUCCUCCCCCAUUAAUAUAAACUCACUGCCCCUUUAGUUUUCUACUUAAUCUUUAACUUGCUGUUGUCCAUUUGACCCCAUAUAGAUAGUUCUUAAAAUAGCACAAUGCUCAAGGCAGACAUUCCUUGCUAGUUAAGCUAAACCAUUGUUUGGUUUUAAGAAGAGUUCAGGGCGUAUUUUUGGUUUAAGGUUUAAAGAUUAUCUCAGGACAUUCGUUUCAGAGUUUCAUCCAGCCCCCAUGGUUCAACUGAGGCAACUAUAUGAAUGAUCUGGUAAGAUGACUACACUGUCAAAUAUCCCUGUGAUGGUUAAUUUUAUGUGUCAGCUUGGCUAGACACUAGACUAGAUGCCAUCCAUAAUGUAAUCAAAUGCAAUGUAAUGCAAUCAGCUUCCAUAAUGUAAUCUAAUGUAACACAAUCAAUCAAUACGUUGAAAAGGGAGUUUCCUUAGGAUGUAUUCAGUUUUCAGACUAUAAAUGGGUAUUUUGGCAGAACUGGCUCACGCUCCACUCUGUACUCUUUAUGUUUGUCUGACCUACAAAUCUUGGGACACAAGCCUGUAGAAAGUCUCCACUCCCUUGAAGUAGAUCUCUGUCUCUCUCUAUAUACGUAUGUAUAUAUAUCUGGAAACCCUGGUGGCAUAGUGGUUAAGAACUAUGGCUGCUAACCAGAAGGUCGGCAUUUCGAAUCCAUCAGGCACUCCUUGGAAACUUUAUGGGGUGGUUCUACUCUGCCCUAUAGGGUCACUGUGUGUCGGAGUCAACCUGACAGCAAUGAGGUUUUCUCGACUCAUAGCAACCCUAUAGGACAGAGUAGAACUGCCCCAUACAGUUUCCAAAGAGCACCUUGUGGAUCCAAGCUGCCAAGCUUUUCAUAGCAGCUAUAGCUCUUAACCACAGCAUCACCAGGCUCAUUCAUAUAUAUAUAUAUAUACACAUACACACACAUAAAUGUACAUAUAUAUAUAUGUAUGUAUAUAUACACAGAGUUCUAGGGAACCCUGACUAAGACAGUUGCCAAGGAGACAACAGUUGCUUGGUCUGCCCUUAGAUUCCACACUAUCAGAUAUGGUACCCAAAACUGCAGGAGAGGAGGAGUUAGACCAGAAACCUUGGAAAACUUGAUCCAACUGUGCAAGUAUUUGGCCAGACAUAUGGUUACAGUAUAAAACUCUAAAAAGAUGAAAGGCGCUUUAUAAGGAGAGGAAAUCCACAGCAUUUCUUAUUUUAUUUCUUGCUACAAUGACAGCAGGGAAUUGCGAACAUAGAUGAGACUGGCCAACUCCAUCCUCAGGAAGGGAGCGGCCGGGGCUGAGCGCAGUGGAGGGCUGAGGCUCCCCAGGCAAGGCUGGUCACUGGCUUGAGUUCUACCUGCUGAGGAAGGCGCAGGCUUCCAGGAGUGCUGCGGGACACAACAGGGAGGGGAGUCAGAAACCGCCUACUGCUGCUGAAGAGAAACUGUUCUCUUGUUCUUUUCUUUUUUCAGUCAGUAAAAUCAAUAAGAUUUUUAAAUCAAUCAAUAAUUCAGGGAAAAUACUAAAACAGACACCUUUUUCUUUCCUUCUCCCACCCAAUACAAUACGCAAUGCCUGCCACACUCACCUUGGCCUGGUUUCACCCCCACCCAGAACCACUGAUACAGAGAUUUCUGGCCCUACCCCAUUCUUGGACUCUCUCCACAUCCAGUAGCUCAGACUCUGGGUGAGGGACCAGGAACCUGGAUGAUCUCAGUGCACAGGAGAGUCCAAGCACACUGAAAUUUGAGAAUCAUCACCUGGAACCUAACCAGAACAACCAAACCAGUUGCCGUUGAGUGGUCUGGCUCAUGGUCACCCCAUGUGUGGAGAGUAGAGCUGAGUUUCAUAGGAUUUUCAAGACUGUGACCUUGUGGAAGCAGAUUGCCAGGCCUUCCUUCCAAGGUGCCUCUGGGUGGGUUCAAACCACCAAACAUUCAGUUAGUAUUUGUUGUGGAUUGAAUCGCAUCCCCGCCCCCCAAAUAUAUGUUGUAAAUCCUAAACCCUGUACCUGUGGUUAAAAUCCCAUUUGGGAAGGGGUUUCUUUGUUAUGUUAUUGUGGCAGUAUUAGGGUAGGAUAUGUUUUAAACCAGUGUCUUUUGAGAUAUAAAAGAGCAAAUUAAGCAAGCCAGCAGAGAUGGGGGAAGAUGGAUGCCAUAAACCCAAACCAAACCAAACCCACUGCCCUCGAGUCAAUUCCAACUCCUAGCGACCCUAUAAGACAGAGUAGAACUGUCCCAUGGAGUUUCCAAGGAGCACCUGGUGGAUUCCAACUGCCGACAUUUGGUUAGCAGUCCUAGCACUUAACCACUACGACACGAGAGCUUCCCUUUUAAAGCCUAGAGGCCACAUAUUUUAGCCACUGCCAGGCUCAGAUAUGCUAAGCUGAUCUAAUUUAUUAGACUCUACAGCACUGGUUUGUAAUAUUCUUGGAGCAUGGGGGACGGUUCUCUUACUGCCUUGAAAUCCCUAAAGAUACUACUGGAAGGAACACCUGGGUGAAUGGAAUUGUAAAAUGGGGAUUUGGAUAAUCAUUAUAAAUCACUAAGUCAUUAUCAUUGGUGAAAUCCAAAAAACUUUUUUUUUUUUUUGGCUUUAUUUUUCAUUUCAGUAUCGGGAAGAAGGAAACCCUGGUGGCGUAAUGGUUAAGUGCUAUGGCUGCUAACCACAGGGUCGGCAGUUAGAAUCCACCAGGUGCUCCUUGGAAACUCUAUGGGGCAGUUCUACUCUGUCCUAUAGGGUCGCUAGGAGUCGGAAUCGACUCGACAGCACUGGGUUUGGGUUUUUGGGUAUUGGGGAAGAAACACUGCAAUGCUGCUUUCUCAUUGCCAUUUCUAAGGCCAAAAUGAAAGAGAAAAGUGAAACCAUGGAAAGUAACGAUGACCUCCCUGGGAGGAAAGGGUGGUGGCUAUGGGAAGAGAAUGCUCCCCAUACAGUUAAAUUAUGGAAAGGAGUUAAGAUGCCCAUACUCUACCCACGUCAUUUUCAGGACGAGAUGCUGAGAUUGACUGUGGCUCAAGAUCAAAGAGAGGCAGAGCUAAGGUCAGAUAGCCCAUGCCACCUCCACUUGGUGGUGGUGGGCCUGGUGGAGAGAACCUCACUGGUGCCAACUGUUAGCUCUGCCCACCCCUCGUUCUGUCAUGACGGGUCAUGUCUGCCCCUUAGAAAUGCAGAGCCAAGAUGGAGGAGGACAAGGUUUCCCCAGGUAAAGAUGGAUUACAACAUGUACCUGAAAGCUCCGAUGUAGCCAUAGUAUCGCUCCUUGCUGUUGGGCACACACUUGUUCUGGCCUGAAUCGUCACCAAUGCACAGAGCACACAGACGGGAUCCCGGGUCAGCCCCAGGGGCACAGCUUUGGCUAAAGAAUUCAUCUGUACAAAAGGAACAUAAGUCAGCUCGUCUACCCGAGUCACCAUGAGCGGCCUUUACCUAACAGGUGAUGUGGGUGAGGGCUUGCAGUGUGUGGCAGGGAGAGAAGGCCCCCGGAAGCAGUUUGAGCCAGAACCCCUGAAGUCUUAUUAGGAUUCCUUUACAGUGGGAAGUAAAAGAUCUGUUCUGAUUAGAAACAGAGGCUACCCUUCAGAGGCAGGCAGGUGCCUUUUCCAAUGUUUGGAAGCCAGGGCCUAUGAAGAAUUUAGACCUGAAGCUCCAGGAAGUUGGGGGAAAAAAAAAUUUUUUUUUUCUUCUUUUAAAACUGCAUCCAAUCUUAAGGUGCAGAGAUUCAAGCCCCCAAAACAAAUCCGUUACCGUCAAGUUGAUUCUGACUCAUAGUGACCCUAUGUUACAAAAUAAAAUUGCUCCAUAGGAUUUUCUUGGCUGCAAUCUUUAUGGACACAGAUUGCCAGGCCUUUCUUCUGCAGUGCCACUGGGUGGGUUCAAACCACAAACCUUUAGGUUAGUAGAAGAGCACGAACUAUUUGCAUCACCCAGGGACUUUUUAGGGUGCAGAGAAACGGGCUGAUAUUCCAGGUUUUAAACUUGGGUGGGUAGGUGGGGCAUGGGAAGUAGUGUGCACCCUUGACUCUGGGAGAACUUGCCUUCAAGCAACAAUUAACCUUCAAAUUCCCCACCUGGAAACUCCUUUCCCUGAGGCUCCAUGAUUAAAAAUCCACCCUCCAUGUUCAGAGGUCCACAGCACGAUGUCCCUGUCCCCCAGGAUGGCCAACGCACGACUCCCUCUGGAACUCCUUACCAAAUUUACAGGAGCCUGUCUGGGUGAAAAGCAGGGCUCUGGGGACGUUCCAGCCUACAGUCCUGGAACGGCAGUGUGACAGGACUUCUCGACCUUCACUGAGUUCCAGGUGAUGUGGGCAUCUGCCUUACUAAGGACUGCCACGGCAAGAUACCCUUGUACAACAGAUGACAAAAGAGCAAGUCUUAGUGGGCUCAAGGACAGCUGUCUGCAACCCAGCCCAGAAGGGGUCAAGAAGCAUCCCCAGGAGCUGAUUCCCUCAGAUAACUGGUCAUCCCGAGGUGGCCCCAACAAGCUUAAGCUGUUGCCCCAUGUGGAGGUAAGAUUGAGCUGAGCUAUGAAAUAAAGUAAUGAAGACAAACUGAUUCUCUGAGUGCUGGGGACUCUCCUUGACCAGAUACACAAUGUCCCUGACCUGUAAACCAGCAAUUCACCUUCAGGUGUGGGCUACUGAACAACUAACACUGAACAAAGCGAGUGCCUUCAAUCGUGCAUAAACCCCAACUGCAUGUACGCAGGCAAGGGCAGUAACAGCCACCAAACUAGCUGCUGUGCAGAUGCGGGAGCGGGGGCGCUCUCCAGGGACCUUCCCUAUGCUGAUUCGAGUCACCUUGAACUGUGGGAGGGUUAUCCUUGUCCUGAUAAGGUGCACCUGACAGGCUUUCCCCAGAGCUAGUGCGGAGCCUCCCCCAGAGCUGAGCAAGCACUACUUCUGCCAGGCAGGUUGGGGGUGGCACAUAGAGUGCUGGAUUUGACACAGGAGACCCUGGCUCAAGACCAGGAUCUGCCACAGUAUUAACUACAGCUAAUUCUAUAGACUUCAGGAAACUCUCUGAGCCACUCUUUGUCCCUCUGUAUAAUAAUAUGAGGGUGAGAACACUUCUCUUUCCAUGUGGCCAGACCCAAGAGGAAAUACGUGCCAAGUGUGAAGGUUGAUAUAGAUGUUAACUAUAAUUAUUCUCCUGUGAAUGGUCUGCAUCUUCAAAAGUGCUUAUGGCUUCUGAGGCUGUGUCUCUUUCUGUGGGUUUUUUAACCACCCCCCCCCCCCACCUCCAGCUACAAGGACUUGCCCUUGGCCCCAAAAGUGGCUAAUUCCAACUCACUUUCUGAUCAUCUAUUCACGCAAUCAGAGCCAUCACCAACUUGGGAUCCUGAAUGAACAAACAUGAGCAAAAUGUUACUAAACACUCUAAUUUAUUGAGAAUCAUUUAAUCUCAAUAAUGCAGAAUCAAAUCUAAGGAGACUAAGCCCCAGCAGUUGCAUCUAACAGAAAUGAGUAUAUGUGUUCCCCAAAAGGCAUGCACAGGGCUGUUCAGAGCAGCACUGUUCAUAAUCACCAUCAUUAUGGAUGAAAUUGUGUCUCUCAAAAUAUGUGUUGUAAGCACUAACCCCCAUACCUGGAUUAUAAUCCUAACCCCAUAAAUGGGUAUAAUCCCAUUUGGGAAUAGGUUUUCUUUGUUAAGCUAAUGAGGGAGAAUUAAUAUAGGGUGUGUCUUCAAUCAAUCUCUUUUGGGAUAUAAAAGAGCAGAUCAAGCAAGCAGGCAAGGAAGCACAGAGAAAAGAUACCCACCACAUGAUCACCAGCAACCUAGGAAUAGAAGCUGAAAAGAAAUAAGGACCUUCUGCCAGAGCAGACAGAGAAAGCCUCCUCUUAGAGUCAGCACCCUGAAUUUGAACUUCUAGCCUCCUUAAAUUAUAAGAAAAUAAGCUUUCGUUCAUUAUAAGCCACUCACAUGGGGUAUUUCUGGUAACGUAGCACUAAGAAAUUUAGACAGCCACAGACUGGAAAUUGCCCUAAUGCCCAUCGACAGCAGAAGGGAUAAAUAAUUGUGAUGGAGUCACAUGACAGAAUACUCUACAACGGGAUUGGAUGUUCCACAACCACAGGCUCACAUCGAUGAAUCUCACAGACAUAACACUGAGCAGGAGAAACCAGACACAAAAAAAGUACAUAAGUACAUGCUGUGGGACUCCUUUAAAGUAAAGUUCACAAACAGGCAAAGCUGAUCUGUGCUGUUACAAGUCAGUACGGUGGUUACCCUUAGGAGGAUGGAGGUGGUGACAAGAGGGCCAGAGAGGACUUCUGAAACAUGAUCUGUCUUAAUGUGGGUGCUAAUCACAUGAGGGAAUACAGUUUGUGAAAUGUCACAAGUCGUACACAUAGUGCACUCUUCUGUAUGCAUUUUAUUUCGCUAAAACUUUUUCUGAAGAAGAUGACACAAAUCUGUGCUUUGUCAGUUCUCAAUGCAAUAGGCAGAUGGGUAACACAAACAUUUCGUUAAUUCUUUUCCUGAUUCUCAUUUGAAGGUAUCCAUCCACCUUAACAAAUUCCCUGUCCCCACCACCACAGUCCAACCAAACCAAAUCAAAUCCAUUGCCAUUGAGUUGAUUGUGACUAGGUAGUAAAACCAGAGAGGCCACUCCCUCCACUUGCUGGAGUUCUCUGCCAGAAGAGGCACCAAACUGCACUUGCCCGCCAUGUAGAUGAGUCCUACCUUCCCUUAGCACUCUUUUGGUUUGGUUGUUUGUUUUCGGCUCCUAUUUUUCUCUCCUCUCUCUCUUCUUUCCCAUACUCAUCUUAGCUCCACACCUCACAACUUCCUACCUCCUCCCUGCCUUCCUGCACUGUUUGCUGAACAUCACACCCCUGAGCAGCACAGGCACGGCCUACUGGAAUCUGCCCUGCACUGAAUCCCAGCCCACCCUGACAUCCCAAGUAUGUACCAAAAACAGCCCAUUCUAGCCCCUCCCCUUCAGCUAGACCCGACAUGCUACAUCAUAGCUGAACGAAUAUCCCUGCCCAUUGGACGAGGAAGUGAAAAGUAUGCCCACAGAUGAGCAAACAAGCAAAGAACUCAUAACCCGCCUGCUCUGACACAACCAAAUAAAACAAAAAAGCAGGAUGAAACAAACAAAUCUACAAUCAAUAACUGAAGAAAAUAACUACUGCAUGUCCCAAAGACAGCAGACAAUAUCAAAACAUAUUUUAAAAAAAACAGGAUGGGAUGGUUCCAGUAGGCAUCCAAAAUAAAAUGCCAGAUGACUGUCCAGUAGAGGAAAAGAUACUAGAACUACCUGAUAGGGAAUUCAAAUCUCUAAUAUUCAGAGCCAUCCAAGAGUUGAAGAAAAAUGCAGACGAAAAUGACCAAAAAAUGGACAAAUUCAUAGAAAAGCAGGCAAAUCUGUGGAAAAUACAGAUUUUAAAAAUAGAAGAAUUCAGGAAAAUAAUAUAGGAACAAAAUGCCAAAAUAUAUUCACAACUAGAAAUCAUACAAAAACAACAUCUAGAAAUCCAAAGGAUAAACAACAAGAUUUCAGAAAUGAACAGUGUCAUGGAAGGUUUGAGGAGCAGGUUUGAAAAGAUGGAAGACGGGAUCAGCAAAAUUAAAGACAAACACUUGAAUACAACUUUGAGGAAAAAUCAGAAAAAAAGAAUGAAGAAAAAUGAGGAAACCCUGAGAAUUAUGUGGGAUACAAUCAAAAGGAAAAAUUUGUGAGUAAUCAAAGUUCCAGAACAGGGAGGGAAAAUGGAAAACACAGAAAGGAUCAUUGAAGAAUUGCUGACAGAAAAGUUCCUUAAUAUCAUGAAAGAUGAAGAGCUGACCACCCCUGAAACUCAAUGAACCCUAUAUAAGAUAGAAUCCAAAAGAAAAUCGUAAUAUCGUAAUCACACUUGCUAAUACCAAACGCAAAGAAAGAAUCCUGACAGCAGCUCGAGUACAACGAAAAGUCACAUACAGAGGAGAAACAAUAAGACUAAAAGACUAAGCUCUGAUUAAUUUGGCAGAAACCAUGCGGGCAAGAAGGCAAUAGGAUGACAUACAUAAAACCCCGAAAGAAAAAAAUUGCCACCCAAGAAAAAUAUAUCCUGAAAAACUCUGAAUUAAAUAUGAUGGUGAAAUUAGGACAUGCCCAGAUAAACAGAAAUUAAGGAAACCUGUAAAAACCAAACCAAACUUACAAGAAUUAUUAAAGCGAGUCCUUCAGUUUGAGAACAAACAUCAGACUACAACCUGGCUCUAGGACUGAAUAUUCUAUCAGCCAGAUACCAACCGUCAUGGAUUGAAUUGUGUCCCCCAAAAUAUCUGUCAACUUGGUUAGGUCAUGAUUCCCAGUAUUGCUUGAUUGUCUGCCAUUUUGACAUCUGAUGUGAUUUCCCUAUGUGUUGUAAAUCCUACCACUUCGUGUAAUAAGAUGGACCAGCGGCAGUUAUAUUGAUGAGAUCCACAAGAUUAGAUAGCACCUGAAGCCAAUCUCUCUUUAGAUAUAAAAGGUAGAAGUGAGCAGAGAGACAUGAGGAACUCAUACCACCAAGAAAGCAGUGCCAGAAGCAGAAUGCAUCCUUUGGACCGGAGGUUCCUGUGCUGAAAUGCUACCAGGCCAAGUGAAGACUGAUGCAUCACAAGGACCUUCCUCCAGAACCAACGGAGAGAGAAAGCCUUCCCCUGGAGCUGGCUUCCUAGCCAGACUUCUAGCCUACUGGACUAUGAGAGAAUAAACUUGUCUUUUUUAAAGCCAUCCACUUGUGGUGUUUUUGUUAUAGCAGCACUAGAUAACUAAGACACCAACCUAGGAAAUGAACUCUAAAGGACUAUCCAAAACUGAAAGGAUUACAACGGGUCACCAGAGAGGUUAAUCUGUAAAUGACAACAACAUCAGAGCAAUAAAAGAGGGACUUAACAGUGUAGGUAUAGAACUUUCUAAAGGAGAGGAAGGCAAGCCUAUACCAUGUAAUAAUAGACUGGCUCAAACCUAGGAAGAUAAGGGUAAAUUUCAAGGUAACGAGAAAGAGAGUUAACAAACCUAUUCAUUAAAAAAAAAAAAAAUCAAAAUACAGAAGAAAAACAUAAAGUCUUGGUAAAAACAAAAUCUACAAAAACAAAAGAAAUGAAAAAAAAAUCCAAAAACAAAAGGAAUUCCACACAGGAGAGUAAGAGAAACAAAAAAAAGUCAGGACCACACACAAACAAACAAAAAAAAACCUACAAAAUGACAGAAAGAAACUUAAACCUAUCAAUAAUUACACUGAAUGUAAACGGUCUAAACGCACCCAGAAAGAGACAAAGAGUAACAGAACAGUUAAGAAAAAAAAAUUUUUUAAAGAAUCCAUCAAUAUGCUGCCUAUAAGAGAUACACCUUAGAAAAAAAAGAUGUAAAUUUAUUAAAAAUCAAAGGAUGGAAAAAAUACAUCAAGCAAACAACUACCAAAAAAGAGCAAGAGUGGCAAUACUAAUCUCAGAUAAAACAGACUUUAAAACAAAAUCCACUAUAAAAGACAAAGGAGGGCAAUAUAUAAUGACUAAAGGGAUGACCCAUCAUGAAGACAUAAUCAUAAUAAACAUCUACGCACCCAAUGGCAGGGCUCCAAAAUACAGAAAACAAACUCUAAAAGCACUAAAAUGAGAAAUUGAAAGUUCCACAAUAAUAGUAGGAGACUUCAACACACCACUCUUGGUAAAGGAUAGAACAUCUAGAAAGAAACUCAACAAAGAUAUGGAAGCGUAAAAGGGCACAAUCAGCCAAAAUGAGCUCAUAGACGUAUAUAGAACACUCUACCCAACAGGUGCAAACUACACAUUCUUUUCCAACACACACGGAACAUUCUCCAGAACAGACCACAUCUUAGGCCACAGAGCAACCCUCAACAAAAUCCAAACCAUUGAGAUAAUACACAGUGCCAUCAAUUUAGAAACUGACAACAGGAAGAGCAAUGAAAAAAAAUCUACUACAUGGAAACUUUAUAACACCCAGCUUAAAAACCACUGGGUAAUAGAAAAUUUCAGAGGUGGAAUCAAAAAAUUCCCAGAAUCAAACGAGAAUGAAAACACGUCAUACCAAAACCUUUGGGACACAGCAAAGGCAGUCCUCAGAGGUCAAUUUAUAGCAAUAGAUGCACACAUCAAAAAAGAAGAAAGGGAAAAAAUCAAAAUAUUAGCCAUACAACCCAAACAAAUAGAGGAGAGCAAAAAAAAAAAAGCCCACAGCCACCAGAAGAAAGGAAAUAAUAAAAAAAAGAUCAGAGAAAAAAAUGAAUGAAAUAGAGAAUAGAAAAACAAUAGAAAGAAUCAACAAAACCAAAAGUGGGUUCUUUGAAAGGAUCAACAAAAUUGACAAACCACUGGCCAAAGUGACAAAGAAAACUAGGAGAGGAUGCAAAUAGCCCAAACAAGAAAUGAAAUGGGAGGACAUUACAACAGACCUUACUGAAAUAAAAAGAAUCGUAAGAGUGUUAUGAAAAACUAUACUCGACAAAUUUGAAAACCUAGAGGAAAUGGACAAAUUUCUAGAAACACACUACCUACCCAAACUAACACAAAAUGAUGUUGAAAAUCUGAACAGACCCGUAACAAGAGAAGAGAUUGAAAAGGUAAUUUUAAAAAACUCCCAACAAAAAAAAGCCCUGGUCCAGAUGGCUUCACUAGAGAAUUCAACCAAAUAUUCCGAGAAGAGCUUAUACCAGUACUAACUAUUUCAGAACACAGAAAAGGAAACGAUACUUCCAAAUUCAUUCUAUGAAGCCAGCAUAACCCUGAUACCAAAACCAGGCAAAGACACCACAAAAAAAGAAAAUCAUAGACAAAUAUCUCUCAUGAAUAUAGAUGCAAAAAUCCCCAACAAAAUUCUGCCCAAUAGAAUUCAGCAUCAUAUCAAAAAAAUAGUACACCUUUACCAAGUAGGAUUCAUACCACGUAUGCAAGGAUGGCUUAGCAUUAGAAAAUCAGUUGACAUAAUCCACCACAUAAAUAAAAGGAAAGAAAAGAAUCACAUGGUCAUCUUGAUAGAUGCAGAGAAGGCAUUCGACAAAGUCCAACACCCAUUCCUGAUAAAAUCUCUCAAUAAAAUAGGUAUAGAAGAGAAAUUUCUCAACCAUAAUAAAGAGUAUCUAAGCAAAACCAACAACCAACAUCAUUUUGAAUGGAGAAAGGCUGAAAACAUCCCCCCUGAGAACAGGAACAAGACAAGGAUGCCCUUUAUUACCACUCCUAUUUAACAUUGUGCUGGAAGUCUUAGCUAGAGCAACAAGGCAACAAAAAGAAAUAAAGGGCAUGCAAAUUGGUAACGAAGAAGUUAAACCGUCCCUAUUUGCAGAUGAUAUGAUACUAUACGUAGAAAACGCAAAAGCUCCACAAGAAAACUACUGGAACUAAUAGAAAGAUUCAGCAGGCUAGCAGGAUACAAGAUAAACAUAUGAAAAUCAUAUGCACCAAUAGAGAGAAAGGUGAAACGGAAAUUGGGAAAACAAUACCAUUUAUAAUAACCUCUAAAAAAACUAAAUACUUGGGAAUAAAUCUAACCAGGGAUGUAAAAGACCUAUACAAAGAAAACUACAAAAUACUUCUGCAAGAAACCAAAAGAGAUCUACAUAAAUGGAAAAACAUACCAUGCCCAUGGAUAGGUAGACUCAACAUUGUGAAAAUGACAAUUCUACCCAAACAAUUUACAAAUAUAAUGCAAUACCGAUCCAAAUACCAACAAUAUUCUUUAAAGAAAUAGAAAAACUAAUCAUUAACUUUACAUGGAAAGGGAAGAAGCCCCGAAUAAGUACAGCACUACUGAAGAGGAAGAAUAAAGUAGGAGGGCUCGCACUACCUGACCUCGGAACCUACUCUACAGCUACAGUAGUCAAAACAGCCUGGUACUGGCACGACGACAGAUACAUGGACCGAUAGAACAGAACUGAGAACCCAGAUAUAAAUCCACCCAUCUACAGUAACCUGAUCAAAGACCCAAAGUCCAUCAAAUGAGGAAAAGACAGUCUUUUUAAAAAGUGGUGCUGGAAAAACUGGAUGUUCAUCUGCGAAAAAAUGAAACAGGACCCAUACCUCACAGCUUACACAAACACAAAUUCAAGAUGGAUCAAGACCUAAAUGUGAAGCCAAAAAAUAUAAACUUCAUUAAAAAAAAAAAAAAAAUAGGACCAACACUAGACGCCCUAAUACAUGGCAUUAACAGGAUACAAACCACAACCAACAACAUAUAAACUCCAGAAGACAAGCUAGAUAACUGGGAUCAUCUAAAAAUUAAACACUUAGUGCUCACCAAAAGAGCAAAAAGAGAACCUAUAGAUUGGGAAAACAGUUUUGGCUGUUAGAAAUCUGACAAAGGUCUAAUCUCUGAAAUCUACAGGAAAAUCCCAAAGCUCCACAACAAAAAGACAAACAACCCAAUUAAAAAAUGGGCACAGGAAAUGAACAGUCACUUCACCAAAGAAAACAUCCAAGCAGCCAACAGACACAUGAGGAAAGGCUUGCAACCACUAGCCAUUACAGAAAUGCAAAUUAAAACCACAAUGAGAUACCGUCUCGUCCCAGCGUUACUACCACAAAUUUUAAAAAAGGGAAAUAGCAAAUGUUAGAGGGGCUGUGAGGAGACUGGAACUCUUACCCACUGCUGGGGGGAAUGCAAAAUGACACAACCAUUUCGGAAAAUGAUACGGUGCUUCCUUAAAAAGUUAGAAAUAUCACAUGAUCCAGCAGUCCCACUCCUAGGAAUAUAUCCCAGAGAAAUAAGAGUCAUCAUAUGAAUAGACAUAUGCACACCCAUGUUCAUUGCAGCAUUGCUCACAACAGCAAAAGUUGGAAACAACAUAGAUGCCCAUCAACAGAUGAAUGGAUAAACAAACCAUGGUACAUACACACAAUGGAGUAUAUACUCAAUGACAGAGAACAAUGAAAAUCUGUGAAGCAUCUCAUAACCCGGAUGAAUCUGGAGGGCAUUACGCUAAGUGAAAUAAGUCAAUCACAAGAAGACAAGCAUUGUAAAAACUCAUGAAAAAGUUUACAUACAAAAAGAGACAAUCUUUCAUAGUCAUGAAGGAGGGUAGUAGGGGUAGAGAUGGAAAAACACUAAAGAGACAAUAGAUAAGUGGUCACUUUGGUGAAGGGUAAGACAGUACACAAUACUGGGGAAGCCAGCACAACUUGUCCAAGACCAGGUCAGGGAAGCUCCAUAGACAUAUCCAAACUCCCUGAGGGACCAAAUUGCUCGGCUGAGGGCUGUGGGGACCAUGGUAUUGGGAAACAUCUAGCUCAACUGGCAUAACACAGUUUAUAAAGAAAAUGUUCUACAUUCUACUUUCUUGAGUAGCAUCUGGCAUCUUAAAAGCCUGUGAGCAUCCGCCUAAGAUACUCCACUGUCCCACCCCUUCAGGAAAAAAAAAAAAAAAGCAAGGGAAAAUGAAGAAAACUAAAGAUACAAGGGAAAGAUUAGUCCAAAGGACUAAUGGACCACAUCUACCACGGACUCCACCAGACUAAGUCCAGUACAAACAGAUUGUGUCCGGCUACCACCACUGACUGCUCUGACAGGGCUCACAGUAGAGGGUCCCAGAUGCAGCGGGAGAAAAAUGUAGAACAAAAUUCUAACUCACAAAAAAAGACCAGACUUACUGCCCUGACAGAGACUGGAGAAACCCUGAGAGUAUGGCCCCCGGACACCCUUUUAGCUCAGUAAUGAAGUCGCUCCCGAGGUUCACCUUUCAGCCAAAGAUUAGACAGGCCCAUAAAACAAAAGGAGACUAAAGGGCCACACCAGCCCAGAGGCAAGGAAUAGAAGGCAGGAGGGGACGAGAAAGCUGAAAAUAAGGAACCCAAGGUCGAGAAGAGAGAGUGUUGACAGGUCCUAGGGUUGUUAAGCAAUGUCAUAAAACAAUAUGUGCACAACUGUUUAGUGAGAAACUAGUUUGUUCUGUAAACUUUCACCUGAAGUACAAGGAGAAAAAAAAAAAAAAAAGAA